Messenger RNA from Lycium barbarum (goji berry), 1367 nucleotides. RefSeq names its product SPX domain-containing protein 1-like. Lineage: Eukaryota; Viridiplantae; Streptophyta; Magnoliopsida; Solanales; Solanaceae. The record is from RefSeq and is a predicted model, not a curated record. The transcript is spliced from 3 exons. Gene Ontology annotation, biological process: cellular response to phosphate starvation. Bases 571 to 1161 code for a protein of 196 amino acids.
AAACUGGGCGGAGGGAGUAUAUAUUAAGUGAUGCAUUUGACUUUAAAUUCUGGAUCCGUCUCUAUUUGGAAACUAAUUUUGCUUUGAGUAAAGUAUAUAAAGCAUAUCUGUUUCGAUUUUGGUUUAUGCUUAGCUGUUUGUAAGAAGAAAAUAAAGUACUGGAAUAAUUUGCUUUUAACUGUACUAAUUAGAAUUUAAAAUUAAACAUAAUGAUGUAGGAAAGGAUAUAAUACUAGCAGUAUAAUUAAAGAAGAAGCAUAAAGGGAAAAAGAUUAUUAAAUAUAUGAAAUGAGGAAAUUCAGCUUUUGAAUAGAGACAGAGUAGUAGAAAGUGUGCUGGCCCGUCGGAUUGAUUUUACAGAGGGCGAAUCUAGAAUUUGAAGUUUACGAGUUCCUAUAACGACAUCAAGUUAAUAUAGUAAUAGUCGAGUUAAUAGUCAAAUACUAUUUAAGUAGAUAUUUAGUGUAUUUUUUUAAUUUAUAUACAGGUUUUGUGCAAAAGCUACUAGGUUUAUGUGAACCCAGAGAUUAUGCUUUAGAUUGGCCAGUGGUUGCUUAUCUACUUGUAUCAAUGAGUUUAAGAUUUUCCUACCCUCACAUAAUUGAAGAGUUGCAAGAUAGAGUGGCGAAGGCCAAGGAUCGUAACGAUGAGAUUAUAAAGAUUCGCAGGGAGAUAGUAGACUUCCACGGGGAGAUGGUUUUGCUGGAAAAUUACAGUGCCCUGAACUAUACUGGGCUCGUGAAGAUACUCAAGAAGUAUGACAAAAGGACUGGUGCUCUUCUUCGCUUGCCCUUCAUUCAGAAGGUCUUGCAACAACCCUUCUUCACCACUGAUUUGCUUUACAAGCUCGUGAAGGAAUGUGAGAAUUUGAUCGACCGUCUAUUCCCAGUCAUUGACGCCUCGUGUAUUACAGAGGAAGCUGACGGAAAUGAAACUUCGACUAGCGGCAAUGAGGGCCUACUUAGAGCCCCGAAGGAGCUGACAGAGAUAGAGUAUAUCGAAAGCUUAUACAUGAAGAGCACCAUAUCUGCUUUACGAGCUUUAAAAGAGAUUCGGAGUAAGAGCUCAACGGUUAGUGCUUUCUCAUUGCCCCCAUUGCAAAUUAGUGGACCAGAAGAUACUUGGAAUAAAAUUCCAAUCUUAGAACAAGUAGCCAAGUAGUUUAACUAUACAGGGAGAGUUGUUUCGUGGCCCCUUGAAUGUAUUCUCUUGUUACACUAAGUAGUAUUUUCUUUUCCUUUUUUGGGUCUGAUAAUUCACAUGUUAUGCAUGUAGUAGAUAUUAACACAGAUGUAAAAUGCACAAAUUUUAAUCUCAAAGAGUGUGUGAUGAACUCUUCUGGUUCAUCUCUUAAACUGGUUAUUCUA